GCAGUUACGAAAUGGAACCGACCAACAGCGCCGAGGCCGACGCCGCGGCGACCAAAGGCGGAACACUCCAAGGCGACGCCACAGAAGUAGCGGCAGGUGAAGAUGCUGGUACCAACGUCUUCCGUCGUUGUUCUACGCCAUUGGAUGGAACUGAGGGUGGUUCUGGUCACGGGGGUGGAACUACAGCGUCGCCAUGGCUGCCAUUCAUCGACGACGCCACAGGCGCAACGUAUUACUACAACCAAGAAACGCAAGAGAUAAGUUGGACUGACCCGGCUAUCUCGUCGAAUCAAGGUACCGACAGCAGCGGGGCCAGCGACAGACGACCAUUCCCAGGCGCAUCGUCGCGUCCGACUUCGGCGACUCAACCAGUCGUGGUACCGGUCAAAUCUGGGGACAACAACCCGAUCGGUCUCUGGCCAUUUAGUGCAAUCGAUAGCGAAAUCACAUCGACGGAGGACGGUGGGGUUGGUAACGUUAUGGCCGAAGUAGGGGGAGAAACAGCAGUCGAGUUGCGCCUGACAUCGUCCGAGGCAAACGUUUUGCUAGAGCGCAAGGAGUCGCGCGGAGUAACUUCGUUGCUCGAAGCAGACGACGACGACGACGGUGAAAUUCUGCUGCUGCACAAUCAAAUGAUGGAGAACAACAAGAGCACAAUGAUCGCCCUUGACCAAGGCGCUGAUGAAUCGCACGUGGAGGCCAUUGAUAACGUCAUUAUCCAUCCCCAAGACGACACAGACACAGGCGAGAAGAACCCGUCGAGCGAAAUGCAAAGCAGCCGCCGUCCCAGCACGAAUGAUGUGAGGUCACUUGGUUCGGGCCAUUCAAUUGAGCCGCAUCAAGUGCUACUCAACUCGUCGGUUGAUACCAACAAUGGCCCUUCGCCUCGUGAUGUGGAUGCCAGUGACAGACCACCACAUCCAGUGGACCUACAUGCAGAUGGAGGCUGCAUUAACAUCAUUGGUGACAAGCCAACUUUGAACCACGAAGGGGCUGACCCGACAGUGGACGCCCCCAACGAUGUAAUUGAUGCAGCUUCAAGGGAGGACAAUAAUUCUUCAAUGCCCAUCGAUGCAGCAGAGGACACGACCUAUCCCUCACUGACCAACAACCUCCCAGAAGUUGUGUUGGACCUGCAGCCGAGUAUAAUUGAGCAGUUCAAUAAGUGUCCUGACUCAAGUAACGCCUUGGCAACCCCAACAGCGAACAUCAUCGACGUAGCUAUUGCGACAGUGCAGCCGAUGGAAGAGGACACGACAUCGACGAAGACAUUGGUGCCCCCCGUUGACACUCAAACAACAAUGUCAGAUUCCCCCACUCAACCCGAUCCUCUCAGCAUUGCCAAGGACGACAAAUCAGCCGUACAGCUACCACCACUAUCACCCCAAAUCAUACCCGGCACCAUGGCAGCCCCUGCAGGCUCAACGGAAGCAAUACCGUCCACCCAAGUAAUCAAUUCCAAGAGCCCAACAGAGCAAGCUCUCAAGACAACCCAAGAUGGCAGCCCUUCGACAUCCUUUCCAGCUGACAUUUGCCCGGCGACGGAAUUCUCGUCUCAACCCCUUCACGACCUGACGGCUACAACGUGGGUCGAAGCGUAUGACGACCAGCGAAGCCGGAGCUACUACUACGACCCAGUCACGAGCGCCGUGUCGUGGGACCACCCCGGUGGGCUCCUGGCAUCGGCUCAGCAAAAUGCCCCGAUACAACCACCCGCCAACCCCCCCUCUACAGCAUCGACGGAACCUCCUCGAUCGUCACGUCGCCCUUCGUUGCAACCCCCCGUCGAUGAUGGCCAAGACGCCCAUGCACAGGAAUCGGAUUCAACAGAAAACACUCCGUCGCGUCACAACCUUGAUCAGGAUGAUGACCCUGUCAACUCCACCAGCACAACACCACCCCACACAAUAUCCGACUUGACGGCGACAGAACAACCAAUAGUACCCUUUCGUGAUCCUAACGAACGUCUCGAACCACUACCACCACCCUUGGAGACUACAAAGUGUGCGGUCGAGAAAGCAUCUACAUCUCACCCGAAUGAAGCCCCCACCACAGAACCUCCAGAGCCCUCCGCCUCUUCGACCCCUACAACCCAACGACAGUCUCGACGCCAAGAAGCAGAGGCCGCUCGGACACAGGCGUGGGCCAGUGACGUGGCGUCCUGGCAGCGGCUCUUCAACCAAGCGUCCAACCAGUACCACACUCUGGUCGAGCAGAUGCAGGAGGCGGUGGCGGCGCGCGAGGCGGCUGUGGCACGAGAGGUCGGUAGCCGGGACAUGCGGAAGCGGCAGUUUGCCGCAUUGCUGAGCAACAAUGCAGCAAUUGCUCCACUGUCUCCAUGGGACGUUAUGGCCCGCAACAUCGUGGGGGUCGACUUGAAGCGGUUGUUGCAAGACAUCAUCGACGACCCUGCCAAGUACCCCUCGAUCCUUCAGCCGUCCGCCAAGUCCAAACAACAAACGCCCGCAGAGGUGCAGCAGCAGCUCCUGCGCGUGCGCAACAAAGACGGCGACUCGCUGCUGCACUUGGCCGUGUGGAAAGGUUCGGUCAUCAAGGUGAAGCACCUCCUCUCCCUCGGCGCCGACGUCAACCUGGUUGAUAACAGCGUCACACAGUGGACCCCCCUCCAUGAAGCCGCCAGAUCCGGCCAUAUCCCCAUGACCAAGCUCCUCCUCAGCGCCGGCGCCGCUAUUGCCGCCACGGACGCGGCCGGCGACACGGCGCUGCACUGGGCCUGUCGAGGCAACCACUCGACCAUCGUCAAGGUCCUCCUGCACGCCGACCCGACCUUUGCCACCCUCCACGCGGCCAACCACAAGCGGAAGACGCCACUGGAUCUGGCCAAGAAGCCCAUGCUGCGCUCGUUCCUUCAAGAUAUUCUAGCCAUGCACCACUCUAAGCCGACGGCCCCUGGUCUGUCCACUGUCCGAAGCAGCAGCAGCAGCUCCAUGCUCAAGUCUGGACGAUCCGACAAGUCCGUUCGUCCCAUCUAUCCGUCGAAGCGGAACCAUCUCUAAGACCACCGUCACCACCACCAUGUCACAGGCAAUCUUGAUGAUGGUGAAUGAACAAGUGCUAAUAAUUGUGUUUAUCCACACGGCGCCGUUCAAACUCUUCUUCGUUGACCAGUUUUGAAGUCAUCCUAGUAAGAGAUCAUCUAACAAAUCUUGUUGGAAAUCAAUUUAUAUCUCGUGUACA
Messenger RNA from Aphanomyces astaci, 3198 nucleotides. RefSeq lists its product as hypothetical. The transcript is spliced from 2 exons. Lineage: Eukaryota; Oomycota; Saprolegniomycetes; Saprolegniales; Verrucalvaceae. The record is from RefSeq and is a predicted model, not a curated record. The coding region runs from base 12 to 3017 and encodes 1001 amino acids. Gene Ontology annotation, cellular component: nucleoplasm. Gene Ontology annotation, molecular function: protein binding.